AUGCAAGCAUUCCUGCAGACCCUACAUGAGCAGUACCGCACCGAGUACUACGGCCCAUGGCAUACAAGAGAAUGCUACCCAUGGGAGUACGACGUCAAGGCCCAAGAGUGUAUCCAAUUGGCUAGCAAAUCAGACCCUCAAUUCUUCCUACCGCAAGCCAAAAUCCUUCAAGACCGAGCGGCCUACAUACGUCAAGAAUGGGCUAGACUUGAGGCCUUACAAGCCAUUCAGCUAGUCACUCAGCUAGUCACUCACCAAAUCACUAUGGCUAUGGCAAUUGGACCUCUGCAGGCAAGGGUCACAUCGGACGAUGCAUAUUUGGACGAAUUGAAACCGUCCGAUGUCUUGCUCUGA
Messenger RNA from Letharia lupina, 354 nucleotides. RefSeq lists its product as uncharacterized. The transcript is spliced from 2 exons. The coding region runs from base 1 to 354 and encodes 117 amino acids. The record is from RefSeq and is a predicted model, not a curated record. NCBI's taxonomy places the organism in Eukaryota, Fungi, Ascomycota, Lecanoromycetes, Lecanorales, Parmeliaceae.